Gigantopelta aegis is the source of this 1351-nucleotide messenger RNA. RefSeq lists its product as uncharacterized. NCBI's taxonomy places the organism in Eukaryota, Metazoa, Mollusca, Gastropoda, Neomphalida, Peltospiridae. The record is from RefSeq and is a predicted model, not a curated record. The transcript has 8 exons. Bases 131 to 937 code for a protein of 268 amino acids.
AGCGAUUUCUCGGUCUAAAACAAAUGUUUACUUCCGUGGUCGCGCAAAAAUUCAAGUGCUUGUAAACAAAUACGAAAUGAGCUAUUUUAAAGUAUUUAUACACUGUAUUGCUGAAUUUUAAACGAAUAGAAUGGCGACAAGAAAUACCAUUAAGAAGAAAGUCGAAUAUAAAUCUGAACAUGCUGUCUUGGAAACAAAAAAUAAAACAAUGCCUUUGAUUCCAAAACUUGAUUUGAGUUGUCCGUCAAACUCCAAGAAGAAAACAAAUCGUAAACUUAAGAACUCCAGUACUGGUAAUUCUAGCCUUUCUAAGUCAGCAGAUGAGAAUGCUCCACUAAGGGCAAGUCUUCAGAAGCUGGACGAUGACCACCGCCGUAUGCAGCAUGUUCUAGAAAAUACUGUGGCUGAGGCAGAGGAAAGACUUGAGGAGAUGAAAAAGUUGUUGGAAAAACGAGAUCAACUUCAUAAUGAUCAAAUGGAUGAAAUCACGAAGAAGAAUCUAAACUUAGAAGAUCAAGUUUCAAAGUAUGAAAAACAUCUGUUGUCAUGUAACACUGACCCAGUGAAUCUUCAAAUGCUGGAACCCACUUCAGACAACAAUGAAGCCACUGAAGAAAGAAGAAAAUUUUCAAAAACAAGAGUGAAGCAGAUGAGAGAAAGAUUAAGACACAUGAAUGAACAAACAAGUACAUUUCUUGCUGAUAUGCAGAAUAUGAAGCAUCAGCUACAGGAACUUGAAGACAUGGGAUCGCGGAUUAGCCGUACCUCAGAUGAUGAGGAUGAUGACUUUCCGGGAUUUUCUGGCUUUAGACCGGACAUUCUUCAAGCUGCUGCUUCAGUAUCUUACAAAACUCAAGGAUCUGGUGAUGAUGUUCCUCUGGAGGACGAUGACACAGGAACUUUGUUUAUAACACAGAAUCACGAAGAUCCAACUUAGAACACCCAGAUGUUUUGCACAAGAUGCAGCAUAUUUGACAGUAGUGUUUGUGACAUUCUAGUUCCAGAAUAUACCCUCAUCAGAAAAAGAAACUGCCUUUUAGAAAUUGUGAUUUAGACACUUGAUCGUUGUUGCUAUAUUUUUUGUUACUUUUUGACAUUUAUAGUUCACAUAUUCCCAAUCGUGAGAUAAAAUUGUCUUCCUUUUACUCUUGCAGUUUUCUCUUUUGUUUUUGACUUGUUAAUAUAGGCAUCUAUACUUAUCUAUAUCUGUUUGUUGGUCUCAAGAAUAUUAUGUUGGUGUCAUGCUCCUGGGAUAAAAUUGUCUUACUAUGUGAUGAAUUGAUCAGCCUGAUUACCAUUGUUCAAAAGCUGUGACUACAAUUCUAUUAAAAUAAAUAUUUUUUACAUCUUU